AUGGCGUCUCGUCGAAAGAGUGUUCCAGUAUUAAAUUAUAACGAAUUAAACAAUUUAUCUUCUGAAAUUAUUUUUAAAACUGGAAGGAAACCCAAAGGAAAGUUCUUUUCUGUGGAAAGAAUAAUUUCUCGGAGAAAGGUUGCGCAUGUAAGUUAAUUUUUGGAAGUUUAAUGCAGUUAUUGAUUUUGUCACUCAUUUUCGAUUACAUCUGAAAUAUAUAAAUGAAUUUAUUGAAUUGUAAUUUUAUAAUAAUUAAACCCUUGCUUCGUUUAUAAUUUAGAGUUGGGAAUAUUUGGUGAAAUGGACCGGAUGGCCACUUGAAACAUGCAACUGGGAGCCCUUUGAUCAUUUAACUCCAACACUUUUAAGGUAUUAAAGGCACUUUAUACACUAUUUCUUUAAAUUGUUAUAAUUCGUCCUGUCUAAAGACCGAUAACGGCUAAAGGCUUUUCGUCGAACUUUUUACUCAGGAACAUGCACAGUUUCUUACCCUUUCUAUCUGUCUCCAAAGUGCGUUUUGUGUAAAGUCAACUGCAAAUUUAUGUUUUUACAGGAGCUAUGAUCAUCCUCCAAAACCAGAACAAAAAAGAAUAGAGCAGAGCAGCAGGAAUUUCUUUGAAGCAAUUUCAAAAUGCCUGAAAUCUAAGUCAGUUCUAUCGACAGAUGCUAAUAUUGAUUUGGAUGUUCAAAGGUGGAUGUGGCAAGGAAAAGGAAUUGCAUCAGAGCAUAAAGGCUACAAAUUGUAUAAUUUACAUGAUUUCUGCAAUUUGGAUUUACCAGAGACAUGGUGGUAUUACCUCGACCAUCACGGAGAAGGAAAAGCCUUAAAUUUUCGUAUUAAAAUGAAAUCUAUAUUAUCUUGGACUCCAAAACGUUUCAUUUUUGAGGAUGGACAGUUGAAGCAGGCAAAGAGACUUCCUAUUAUAAGGGUUAAGAUUCAUUUUUGCAAACGAGCAUGUAAUGUUGAAACUUUGUGA
Molecule: messenger RNA, 977 nt
Organism: Paramuricea clavata
Lineage: Eukaryota; Metazoa; Cnidaria; Anthozoa; Malacalcyonacea; Plexauridae
Source: the annotation of a GenBank genome assembly